Molecule: messenger RNA, 1851 nt
Organism: Osmia bicornis bicornis
Lineage: Eukaryota; Metazoa; Arthropoda; Insecta; Hymenoptera; Megachilidae
Exons: 3
Coding region: 1347-1703 (118 amino acids)
Source: RefSeq, a predicted model, not a curated record
UCUAUUCUUAUCAAAACUUAAUCUUUAUUAACUGUAAAUAAAUUAAAAUCUUGCUGAGUUAUGCAAUUGUAGACGAUCGAAUGCAAUAUUUGCUGAAUAGUUAUGAGUUUGACAAUAUGUAAACUUUUAUACUUACAUAUAGUAAUAUCUACUUGGAUACAAGUUACUUGCCUACAAUAAGGAAUACGUUAGGUAACGAAAAAAACAUUUUUUACUUUCAUAAGAAAAUUUUAAUCUCUACAGGGUGUCCCAAAAAACAGCCUUGUAUAUUAAAGUAACCAAAAUGCCUUUCUAUACAGAGCAGUAGGAUUUAUAUGAAAGGAAAUUUUGUGAAUUAAUGUGUAUUAUAAAUUUUUUUUAAUUUUUAGAUGAAAAAAGGGAGAAUGAAAUUAUGUAAAUAUGCUUUUGAUUUUAUAAGCAAUUUUGGUAAUCAUGUAUUGUGAAUAUUUUAGUAUAAUUCUCUUUAGCAAAUAUUACUAUAACAAAAGUAAAGGUUCUGUUAAUACAUUACCGACGGGUGAUUCGUUAGAUUUUUACUGUAUGUAAUUUUUUACUUAUUGACAUAUUAGUUUGUCACUAAACUAAUAACAAUAUAAUUAAUCUAGUCUCCUGUUGUUAGUGUAUUAAUGUAAUUAAUUAUGAUCUUGAUUUUUGUUAUAGAUUUAAGUGAAUAAUUUAGAAGUAUACGUUGUACUUUUUUUUCGCAAUCGUGUAGAAUCUGAUCUAAUUAUAAUUAGGAAAAAAUAUUAAUUUUAUAAUAUAUACAUAUGUAUUUAUCAAUUACAAAUUGCUUUUUCAUGUGCUUUCUAUAAACUUUACGUUGUGAGAUAUAAUGUUAAGAAUUUUAAUAAUUUAUUUAUACAUUAUCUGUAAUUAUUCACUAGUGGUUCUUUUAAUCCAAUGAUUUAGAAAUAUAAAUAACAAAUGACACAAAUUGUAUCAUUGCAUUUUAACUGCAUCCUUUUCUCUCUGUGUUACUACUGUACAAUAUUGUACAAAAGGCGUUUAAUUUUGGUAAUACCUUAUUUAUUUUUCAAUUAUUUAGCGUGACAAUGAAAUAUUGUAACGGUGAAAUAGUAAAAUUAUCAAUACAAUUGAUCAAUAAUUCUGUUUUUUUCUUUUGUUUUUCUUAAAUUUAAAUAAAUUUUAAGUUGCAGCAGUAAGCAACUGGAGGAUUUAGGACCUAUUUAGGUGGUUAGUCAUAUUUUUAUAGAUUCCCUGUUCGUCCCAACGCAAGGUGCAUAAUUGCAAAGGGUUUCAGUUUCAGCGUGGACAGAGCCGGAAACGGUAGUUUUCUAUUUUUCCCAACUUUGGCUGUUCAACGGAAACGAGCUACCUGGGCCCCGAUGUGUAAAGGGCGCGCGUACUGCAAAAGGAUUCCAGAUACAUACGCAGGGCGGACGUUUUAUUACAGUUUUCAUCCGCAGAUUAGCCCCUUUGGAAGCAUCGAUACUCGAUUCAGAAGCUUUUAUAGCACCCCCCAUAAAACUAAGCUAUUUGGUGUUUUCGACUGGACCGAACAACUCGGACAAAAAGGUAAAACAGGCACAAUUACCAUACCGGCUGUGCUCUCUGCAUGUGGACCUAAUCUCAUUUGGGGUGUCUGGGACCCCCUAAAUCGUGACCUCUCGAAAACAAAGUUUGAUUAUAAACGCACACGAAAUGCGAGACCAUUGGAGGUUCCACCAUUUGACUCCGCCUAAGAGGGUACAGAUGUUGGGAUACCUUUUGAUUCUUUAUAAAAGGGGUACUGGUGCAACAGCAGAGGAAUUUCCAUGGUGGGCAGUCCUAAGUUGGAGGCAUGCCCCGGGACAACCGGUUCGACCACUCUGGGAUGAAAAGGACACUCGU